CACAUUUCUUGAACUGCCUCACAAAAUGGCUGACCAGCACUUCCCAGAAGCAUGGGCAACUUUUGUUGUUUGUCUUUCCAACUAAACAUUGCCCUGCAGUUAUACGACGACGAUUUAAUUACUGGAUUGAGACUGUAAUUCAGAUGGGCAUUCGAAACCAUGAAGAAUAACAAAUUGGCCUUCCAUAAUGUUUAACUACAGUUUUAAUCAUCGGACAAAACAGCUCGAAGACCAGAAUGGCGCCUGAGCGGUGCCCCUGAAUCAGAAUGACUGGGUUCCUCUUUGAAUUGACAUACCAAUGGACAAAUCACAACACACCACAGAUGUGGCAAGGGCUCGUGAAGCCAAUAAAAUAUCGACUUUGAAGAACUAGAACUCAUGUUGUGAAGGGAGGACAUUUUCAUACAUGUUCCAGGGUACAAAUCAACAGUGAACGUUUCCUGCCCUGAUGCAUGGUGGUCGAACGAAGGGAUUGUUGGAAAAUUUCGGAGACAGAUGAUGCUCUUGGCCCAGGUGAACAGUGAUUCUCAGGCCAUGGAGUUCCAAACUGUAGAUGGGGAUUCCCAGCAGGUGACCCUCUGUCUAACAGAGGCUGUCACAGUGGCAGAUGGGGAUCACAUUGAGAACAUGGACACAGUUAGCCUGCAAGCAGUGACUCUGGUUGAUGGGUCCACAGCAUACAUACAGCACAACCCGAAAGUUAUCUCAGACACCAAGUUGAUGGAAGGGCAAGUGAUUCAGCUUGAAGAUGGCUCAGCUGCGUAUGUUCAUCACUUAUCCAUGCCUAAAUCAGAAUGCUAUACAUUUGAAGGUGGAGAGGGCUUGAGAUUAGAGGAUGGUCAGGCUGUACAGCUUGAGGAUGGCACAACAGCCUACAUCCAUACACCCAAAGAGACGUAUGAGCAGAGCGGGUUGCAGGCAGUCCAACUGGAGGACGGCACCACGGCCUAUAUUCAGCACACUGUACACAUGCCUCAGUCCAACACCAUCCUGGCCAUCCAAGCUGAUGGCACUGUGGCAGACUUGCAGGCAGAGGGCGCUAUCAAUGCUGAGACCAUCAGUGUGCUGGAACAGUAUUCUGCCAAGGUAGAGAGCUCCGACUGUGGCACAGGGCUGCUGGGUAGAGCAGAGACUGAUAAUGGAGUACACAUGCAGAUCGUGCUGCAGGGCCAGGAUGCCAGAGCCACCAGGGUGCAGCAUGUUGGUGAGAAGACGUUCCGCUGUGAGCAUGAGGGCUGUGGCAAACUCUACACCACAGCACACCACCUCAAGGUACAUGAACGAUCACACACUGGGGAUAAACCGUAUUUGUGCGAACAUAUGGGAUGUGGGAAGAAAUUUGCAACAGGGUAUGGACUCAAAAGUCACAUCAGAACACACACAGGCGAAAAGCCAUACCGCUGCCAGGAGACCAACUGUCAUAAGUCCUUCAAAACGUCAGGAGACCUGCAAAAGCACACGCGGACACAUACAGGGGAGAAGCCGUUCAAGUGCCCGUUCGAAGGCUGCGGCCGCUCUUUCACCACUUCCAACAUUCGCAAGGUGCACAUCCGCACACACACGGGGGAGAGGCCUUACUACUGCUCAGAGCCCAGCUGCGGAAGGGCCUUUGCUAGUGCCACCAACUACAAAAAUCACAUGAGGAUCCACACAGGAGAGAAGCCAUAUGUAUGCACAGUGCCUGGUUGUGAUAAGCGCUUCACCGAGUACUCCAGCCUGUACAAACACCAUGUAGUCCACACUCCAUGCAAACCCUACAACUGCAACCACUGUGGGAAGACCUACAAGCAGAUCUCCACGCUGGCUAUGCACAAACGCACCGCACACAACGACACCGAGCCCAUCGAGGAGGAGCAGGAGGCCUACUUCGAGCAACCCACAGAGGCCAUGGAUGACCCCAGCAUCACCUUCACACCCACAGUGGUAGAGGACGACUCCGGAUCUGAGCAGGUUAUCACGGGAACAGCUGAGAUCAUAGACCAGCAUCAUGUGGCCCUCAUCACGCAUGAUGGGACGCAGCAGGUCAGUCUCUCUCAGGCUGACAUGCAAGCCAUGGGUGGCACAAUAACCAUGGUAACACAAGAGGGGACGACCAUAACCAUCCCGGCUCAUGAGGCAAUGCUGUCUGGAGGGACACAUUCUGUUACCAUGGUGUCAGCAGAUGGCACUGAGGGACAGGUGGCCAUAGUCACUCCACACCUGUCUGCGUUCCAGACGGAGGACGGGGUGUUGAUGCAGGAGCAGGAGCAUCAGGUGGGGGGCACCCCACACCCUGUGACGCUGCUGGCCACCUCCAAUGGCACGCACAUCGCUGUGCAGCUUAGUGAUCAGCCCUCACUGGAAGAAGCCAUACGAAUUGCAUCAAGAAUACAGCAAGGGGAGACGCCUGGACUUGAUGAUUAACAGACAUCCAGAGACAUGCCAUUAGAGACGAUGAACUGGAGUCUGGGAUGACCUAAUUAAAAAUCAUUAGCCCCAGAACCAUGAUUAUAAUAAUGAUCAUAUUUGAAGAUUAAGAUAUUUUUGUGUGAGCAGUGUACAUAUGUUUUAAAACUGGAGUUUUCUGCUGUACAGAUUUAUUCAAUACUGCUGUUGAAUGUAUGGACUAUGGUCAACUAAUUAAAAAAAAAAUUCUACUGUCCUGUAGUAGAAAUACCCUUCAAUUUUUUCAGACUUUAAAACAUUUUAAUUUACGUGUCUAAUAAAUUUGGAUUUGUAUCCCAUUUAUUUUUACA
Clupea harengus (Atlantic herring) is the source of this 2735-nucleotide messenger RNA. RefSeq names its product zinc finger protein 143b (gene znf143b). Gene Ontology annotation, cellular component: PcG protein complex; chromatin; transcription regulator complex. The record is from RefSeq and is a predicted model, not a curated record. Gene Ontology annotation, molecular function: DNA-binding transcription factor activity, RNA polymerase II-specific; RNA polymerase II cis-regulatory region sequence-specific DNA binding. NCBI's taxonomy places the organism in Eukaryota, Metazoa, Chordata, Actinopteri, Clupeiformes, Clupeidae. Gene Ontology annotation, biological process: regulation of transcription by RNA polymerase II.